Necator americanus (New World hookworm) is the source of this 1155-nucleotide messenger RNA. RefSeq lists its product as uncharacterized. Lineage: Eukaryota; Metazoa; Nematoda; Chromadorea; Rhabditida; Ancylostomatidae. The transcript has 11 exons. Gene Ontology annotation, molecular function: oxygen binding; oxygen carrier activity; heme binding. The record is from RefSeq and is a predicted model, not a curated record. Gene Ontology annotation, biological process: oxygen transport; response to hypoxia. Bases 1 to 1155 code for a protein of 384 amino acids.
AUGGGAAAUCAGUCCGCAAAACCAUCACCGCCUCGAGGAGUGGUUGGAUCAAAAUCACACCAAACUUUCCUUCACAUCGAGGAGCCGCAUGCUGUGCCACGAUCCAUUAGUGCACUUCCUUCCUUGGAAACGCCAAGAAGAAGUAAAAAUUCCCAUGGACCUCAUGAAACAUUUUCCCGUAGCGAAUCCUUUUCAUCCGCAUCCGAUCAACAUUUCGACGAUCCAUCAAGAGACGACACGAAAGAGCUCUCCUCUGAAGAGGCGUCAUCGAGAAGCCGAGCAUCAAGUUGUGCCGAGGCGACAACUCCAAGAAGCCAACUUUCUGUUUGUCGAACGCACAGCACAGGUAUCGGAAUUAGCAACAUGCACAAGGACGGAGCACUGAACCAUAAGUCUGUCUCUUCUGUACAUUUACCGGAGAAAGCCGUUGUGAAAAGCGCAUCGACGAAAAGCGCAAAAAAUGGAGUUUCACCUCUGCGUUCACAACUAUCAAAAGAGAAGGCCACCUCAAGCAGUUCUCAUGCCAUCCAGACAAGUAUGCCGCUGGUUUCAACGUCUCUAUGUUUGACCUCUGCUCAAAUACUCCUUGUCCGAAAGACAUGGGCUCACGCUCGAAAUCAAGGAUCUCUCGAACCAGCUCUAAGCAUCUUCAGGAACUCAUUCUUCAAAAAUUCCGAAAUCCGAACAAUAAUGAUGCACGGAGCCAAGAAUGCGGGGCAUGAGCGAUUGAAGAAGCAUGCGCAGGCAUUCACCGCGAUCAUGGAUGACUUGAUUGCGAAUUUGGACAGCGCUAACGCUACUGUGGCUGCUAUGCGGGAUGCCGGAGAGAAACAUGUGUUCCCCACUAGAGAUCAAUAUGGAUGUCCCUUCCGAGCCACGCUCAUAGACCAAUUCGCUUCUGCAAUGAUAGAACGAACACUGGAAUGGGGAGAAAAGAAGGAUAGGACAGAGAUCACGCAAAUGGCUUGGACGAAGAUAGUUCUUUUCGUAUGCGAGCAAAUAAAAGAAGGCUUCCACGAUGAAAUGAAACGACAGCGUAGAGUUAGGCCGCGUCAAUUGGGGACCCGUUCCGACUACGCCUCAUUGUCUGAGGUAUCAACCCCUCCUAAAUCUACAGGAGAGAUCAAGAGAUUUAACACGGUUGACAAUCUCUAG